Scheffersomyces amazonensis is the source of this 972-nucleotide messenger RNA. RefSeq names its product SDR family oxidoreductase. Gene Ontology annotation, cellular component: intracellular anatomical structure. Lineage: Eukaryota; Fungi; Ascomycota; Pichiomycetes; Serinales; Debaryomycetaceae. Gene Ontology annotation, molecular function: oxidoreductase activity, acting on NAD(P)H, oxygen as acceptor. The transcript has 2 exons. The coding region runs from base 107 to 871 and encodes 254 amino acids. The record is from RefSeq and is a predicted model, not a curated record.
CAUAAUUAUCGGUGCGACAUACUCAGGCUAAUGUCGCACAAUGCCUAACAUUUUAAUGGCUCAAUACCAGUCCAGACCAUUUGAGGAACUUGCUUAUUAGAGUAAAAUGUCCCACGUAACUAUUUUAACAGGAGCUUCAAGAGGUAUUGGUAAAGCAAUUGCUGAAAUCCUCUUAACUACUAAUGAUCAAACCAAAUUAAUUGCAGUAGCCAGAUCCGGUGAUAAUUUGAAAGAUCUCGAAGAAAAAUAUGGUAGUGAUAGAGUCGGUAUAGUCAUUGGAGAUGUAGCUGAACAAUCCACUACCAAAGCUGCUAUUGAUUUGGCAAUUAAGAAAUUUGGUCAAAUUAAUAGUGUCAUUGCUAAUGCUGGUGUAUUGGAUCCAGUGGGACCAAUUGAACAAACUGAUUUAGCUAAAUGGAAAAGAUUAUAUGAUAUAAAUUUAUUUGCAGUAGUGGACAUAAUUCAACAAUCAUUACCUGAAUUAAAAAAGACUAAUGGUAAUAUAAUUGCUGUAUCUUCUGGUGCAUCAUUAAAACCAUACAAUGCAUGGUAUGCUUAUGGUAGUUCCAAAGCAGCUUUAAAUCAUUUAAUAGCAUCCGUAGCAGAAGAAGAAACUGAUAUUCAAUCCAUAUCUAUAGCACCAGGUGUUGUAGAUACAGCUAUGCAACAAGAUAUUAGAAAUGUGUUUGGUAAAAAAAUGGCUCCUGAUGCAUUAUCAAGAUUUACUGAUUUACAUAAAAAUAAUCAAUUACUUAAGCCUGAAACACCUGCUACAGUUUAUGUCAAUUUAGCUAUUAGAGGUUGGUCUAAAGAAGUCAAUGGAACAUAUUUAAGAUUUGAUGAUAAAAGCUUAGUUAGCUACACUAAAUAGAUAUAAUAGAAGUAGUAUACACUACAAAUAUUUGUGUUGAUAAUUAUCGCGUCAAUUUAUCUCCAUGGAAAAUUUUAGUGAGCCGACUUAAAUUUUACUCU